Cajanus cajan (pigeon pea) is the source of this 1944-nucleotide messenger RNA. Its product is annotated as protein PSK SIMULATOR 1. The record is from RefSeq and is a predicted model, not a curated record. Lineage: Eukaryota; Viridiplantae; Streptophyta; Magnoliopsida; Fabales; Fabaceae. Gene Ontology annotation, biological process: positive regulation of growth.
UCUUCCAAAGAUCUCAACCUUCAAAACUCACAAGUCCAUACCCAAUUAGUCAAUAGUCACACACCAAAAGAGAGAAAGAGAAAAUAGUGAGAUAGUUAAGGAGGAAAAGAAAAACAACAAACAACAUAAACCAUAAGUAUACACAAAGCUCAUAGUCAUGGUCGUUGCCACCAUGGCCCCAUGGCGUCACAAGGCGGUGCCGGAGGCAAAUACCCUUGGCAUCCUCGCCUUCGACGCCGGAAAAACCAUGUGCAGCCUCAUCUCCCUCUACCACUCCCUCUCCGACGAAGAAAUCACCAAGCUUCGCACCGAGGUGAUCAAAACAAAAGGUGUCACAUACUUGAAUUCCCAACAUGAGUGCUUCCUCCUCAACCUCGCCGCCGCCGAGCGCCUCGAGGAGCUCGACACGGCUGCCGACACCGUCUCGCGACUCGGCCGGAAAUGUUCCGACCCCAGCCUGAGCCAGUUCGACCUUGUCUAUGCAGAUCACAAGGUCGGUCUCAUCGACCUCCGGAAGUUAGGUUACAGUACCCGUAACACUCCUAAGAUCAUUUCCAAAAUGGAAAAAUUUGUCUCUUCGACUAGAAGUCUGCAUUCUGCCAUGGAAAACAUGGCAGAGUUAGAGACUUCUGAGAAGAAGAGACAACAUUGGAAAGCUAAUAACUAUAACUAUGGAAAACACAACUUUGAACAUUUGAAUGAGCAGAUAGGAUAUCAUAGAAAGCAAGUGGAGCAUUACAAGGAAGUGUCACUAUGGAACCAAUCAUUGGACAAAACAGUUGGGAUCAUGGCUAAGGUUAUUUGCAUUGUCUACGCUAGAUUAUGUUGUGUGUUCGGAGCCUACAUUUCUAAUUGCAACUGCUAUAACGACAGCAAUUGUUGUUGCCUCUUGGAACACCGCGAGUUGUACAAGAAAAAUAACUGUCUCUACGAGGAAUCACUUUACAAGCGUGUAACAAGAUCGGGUCCUAUUCCCAAGGGUAGUAACAACAAAACCGGUGUGAUCCGGUUCUUGAACCAUGACGUUGGGGAAUUCGAUAAGCCAAUGAGUAGUGGUAACAAUAGGGUUUUGAGGCUGGCGCCGCCGUCCACGGUGGGCGGGGCGGGGCUUGCGGCGAGGUACGCGGAGGUGGUUUUGUUUGCGGAGCGGUGUCUGCGGGCGCCGGCGACGGUGGGGGAGGAGGCGCGGGAGGCGAUGUAUGAGAUGCUGCCGGAGGGGGUGAGGCGGAAGGUGGGGGCGAAGCUGCGGGGGCGGUGGCGGAGGGAGGAGGAGGAGGGGGAGGCGCUGGCUGAGGGGUGGCGGGACGCGGUGGAGGAGCUUUUGGAGUGGCUGUUGCCGGUGGCCCACGACACCGUGCAGUGGCGGGCGGAGAGGCUGAUGGAGAAGGCGAGGUUUGAGACGAGGACGACGGCGCUGCUGCUGCAGACGCUGCAUUACUCCGACUUGGAGAAGACAGAGGCUGCCAUUGUGGAGGUGUUGGUGGGUUUGAGUUGCAUAUACAGGUGUGAGAGAAGGUGAAAUGGAUAUAAGACUUUAACUCAACCCUACCCUACCCACUAAAAUAAAAUAAUUUUGUGUCAUUUGAUUCACAUAAUUAAUACAAGAUUCAAGCUCAAGAGUAUGAUGAAGUUCAACAAUUUCGUAUCAAAUUUUUCUCCUGCUGAGUGGUAAAAAUAAAAGAAAGGGUUGAUCUCUCAUAUGAAGUUUGAAAUUAGCUAGUUACAAGCAUAAUUUAAAUUGCAGUUUAUGGUCAUGGAUAGUGAGAAUUCUUGAGUAAGGGAAAGAUGAUGCAAGGAAAUUAUAUUAGGCAUGGUUUUUGUAGUCUUAAUAGUAGCCCUUUUGAUGAAAUUUAAUUUAAUUUUUAAUUUUUUGAUUAAUUAAUUUAUGAUUAGUCCUUAUUUGUAAUAUAGAAGCUAGCAUGGAAUGAAAUAGAUUUUAAAUAA